Molecule: messenger RNA, 1203 nt
Organism: Suillus subalutaceus
Lineage: Eukaryota; Fungi; Basidiomycota; Agaricomycetes; Boletales; Suillaceae
Exons: 2
Coding region: 1-1068 (355 amino acids)
Cellular component (GO): nucleus; cytoplasm
Molecular function (GO): heat shock protein binding
Source: RefSeq, a predicted model, not a curated record
AUGGAUGACAACGACCCCAUAUCCCAGUUCUUCGACGAAGAAGACGUAGACCUCUACGCCGUCUUGUCGCUUAAAUCAGAUACCUCUGCGGAAGAUAUCCGGAAGUCCUACAGGAAACUUGCUUUGCUGUGUCAUCCUGACAAACUCAUUAACGCCACCGAGGAGGAACGGGCAAAGACAUCUACGCAAUUCCAGAGGAUUGGUUUUGCAUAUACUGUACUAAGCGACGAAAAGCGGAGGAAGAAGUAUGACAAAACCGGAAAGACUGACGAAGGGUUACUCGGUGAGGCGGAUGAGGACGGCGGUUGGGAAGCUUAUUUUGAGGACCUAUUUGACCGCGUCACACGCGGGAGACUGGACGAAAUGAAGAAGGAAUAUCAAGGAUCUUCUGAGGAGAUUGAAGACCUCAAGACCGCAUACCUUGAAACCGAAGGAUCAUUCGACGAAAUCAUGAAGCACAUUCCUCACUCUACUAUUGAUGAUGAGCCAAGAUUCGUAGUCACACUGUCGAAUCUUGUCCAAGCUGGCGAUCUGCCGAAUCUUCCGCAAUGGACGUCAAGCUCCAAAGACGAGAAAGCCAAGUUAGUGAGGAAGAAGCAGAGCGACAAAGAGGCAAAGGAGGCUGAAGAACUUGCGAAGGAACUUGGCGUAUGGGAUGAGUUCUAUGGAAGCGGAAAGACAGGAGCGAGAAAAGGCAAAGGGAAAGCGAAGAAAUCAGCAGAUGACGAGGACGAGGGAGACACUUCAGCACUGCAAGCUCUCAUCCUGAAGAGACAGAAGGGCCGCAAUGGUUUUCUGGACGACCUGGCUGCCAAGUACUCAAAUAUGGAGGAGUCGUCCAGAACGAAGGGAGGAAGGGGAAAGAAACGGAAGAAGGGCGCGGACGAGUCUGAGGCUGAAGCAGAAUCACCAAGGAAGAAACCUCAUGUCCAGGAUCCUCCUGACAUUGAUGAUGAGGAAUUCGCCAAGAUACAGCAGAGGAUGUUUUCGGAUAAGCGCAAGCCAGCAGGUGAAGGAUCAUCCCCAGCGAAGGGGAGACGGAGCGGGAGAGCGAAGAAAGCCAAAUAACUCCUGUUCUGUGGAUGUCCCUCGUCUUACUUUGUAUUGUAUUUAUAUUGAUGCAUGUCUUCUAAAUUAUUAUCGUUGAAACCUGACCCUUGUUUGUGUUGUAUGUGGCACGUACAGUGGCUUACGAUUUACCUG